Molecule: messenger RNA, 2979 nt
Organism: Linum trigynum
Lineage: Eukaryota; Viridiplantae; Streptophyta; Magnoliopsida; Malpighiales; Linaceae
Source: the annotation of a GenBank genome assembly
AACUUUUAGUUUGUGAUUUCAUUCUUAUCCUGGUUUGGUUUCCUCUAUCUACUUCCAGAAGCUCGCCCGUCUAAUCGAUGGAAAGUACGACUGAUUGCCAAGUAAGGAUCCUCGAAUUCAAUAUCCUCUUUUCUCUAUCUCCGUCUCAUUUCUUCUGUUUGGUUCCUGAGGAACUUAAAACCCAAAAAGGUGCUGACUUUGGAUAUGGUAAUGUCGACUUGCAGGUUUCCCACUCUUCGGAUUCGCUCUCGCUUCGCAGUUUUUUUUUUCUUCUUUCGAAUUGGGUACUCUAUCUCUGGUUCAGACUUUUGUAAUGCUGGGUUUUCCUCCUUUUGCUUGCAGAGCCUCCGGAUUUAAGGAACUGGUUUUCGAGCUACCAAUAUGACUCUUUUGUUCUGGAUACUUACGAUGAAGCAUUCAGAAGCCGAGGUCACAAUGAUCCCUCAGUUGUUGAUGUUGCAGAGAAAAUUAGGGCAAGCAAUGAUGGGAAAUUGAGGGAACCCCUGGGAACUGUCGAAUCCAGCGAUGGAAGUGAGAGCCAGACUUUCAGCGAGGUAAUAGAGUCUGAACCAGUAUCAAUCUCCAGACCAUUUAUCAGUUUUGGUUCUCGUUAGGGUUAGUAUAUCAUAGUAUGCCAACUUAGCUAUCAAGUUUGUGUCAUUGCCACCUCUUAAUCAAGGGUUGAAUUAAAGUGUUCGAGUUCAAUAAGCUUUGCAUUGUAGUAACUAUUCCAACAUGCGUGCUUAUAUUGACUACUCUCUGCAGGUGUUCUCAUGUUUUGCUUAUAUGGACUUUCGUUUUUGUAGGCUCCAGAAUCUUAUACUCGCGGGCUUUCCUUAAUGGUUAGUAUUGUGAAAUGCUAUCAUAGGAGUUCUUUCUUUGGUUUGAGUGGUUUCAGAGAAUUCCUAUCUGUUAGAUAAUCCAUGUGGAUGAUCAAUACAAUUUGAAUGGUAACAUUUUCUCAACCGUCUGUGUUUUCAGAACGUAAUCAACCCGGAAACUGGCUUUCGAGCAAUGUGUCAGACUCUGCUGGGUUGGAUCAUGAUGGAGAACUUGAGACACUUGGUAUUUGGGAAAUCAAGGCGAUAAAGUGAUUUUAUCAAGGAAGGCAUCAACCAAGAACUAAAUUUUGAGAAUUCGGAGAAGAAAAGUGAAGAGCCACUUGAAAAGCCACCUUCUUCUGUUGAGGUAAUGGCAAAUGAGUUCCUGUGUAGAGAAGGAAAUGAAGACAGCCCUUUGACAAAUGUGAGCUCUUUGUUACCCUUCCAUCUCCAUCUCCAUCUUGAACCAGUAUCAAUCACUACUCUAGUUACCAGUUUUGUUUCUUCGUAGGGUACUCUUAUCUUCUUGGUAAUCAUUUGGUGUUGCCAUAUUUUUCUUAUAUAUGAACUUUCAUUCUUGUAGGCGCCAGAAUCUUCAGACUCGCCUGCUUUCAUCAAUGGUUAGUAGUCUGAUCUGCUAUAAUAUGAUUUCUCUCUUUGGUUUUAAGGUUUCUUGCCAGACUGAAAAUUUCAAGAGUUUUUAUCAAUUAGAUGAUCCAUGUGAAUCAGUAUAUGAUAAUGUGUGGUAGCUUGGUUUUUAAUUGUUUUGUUUUCAGAACCCGAACACCCCGGAAACUGGCUUUCAAGCUAUGUAUCAGACUCUGGUGAGUUGGAUCCUGAUGAUGAGCUUGAAGCUGCUGCUAUUUGGGAAAGUUGAGGAAAUGGAGAUGGUUUUAGCAAGGAACGCAUCAACAGAAAAGAGAAUUUUUUAAGAAUCUGGAGAAGGAACACGACGUGACUCUUGAAAAGCUGCCUUCAUCAGAUGAGUUCGUUGAAAAUUAUUGCCAGUUUAGGGAAGCAAAUGUACACAGCCCUUUGGCAAAGGAUCCUCUUUCUCAGUCAUCAUCGGAGUUCCUAUCAGAGCCGCCUGACAUUAGGAACAGGUUCUCCAGCUAUGCCGAUGAACCUCCUGCGCCGGGUGAAGAUGAGUCGCAGCGUAGAGAAGGCGGUUAUCAUUGACCAAGAAGGAAGUGAAGAUGGAGAAAUGAAAUCUGAAUGCAUAGACAUUGAUCAAGGGAACAUUGAUGGGGAGUUCACACUUGAUGCACUUCUUCAUUGUGACAACUUCCCAAUAAAUCAUAACCAGAGUCACCUCCCGCAUUCACAUAUAAGAAGUCCUAAGACAAUGAGUAGCUUGGAAGGCCACAACAUUCAGAACAGUGACGAGAAAUUUCCAGCAGAAUUGUUGACUCCUAGUGAAGAUUCACAUUCAUUUGAGAAGUCGAAAGCAGCAGAAUCAGAUGAAAACAAUACCAAGUUAAUCACAGUAUCAGGCACUGGAAACACAGUUAGUGAUCAUGAAGCAAAAAAUGCAGCCUUUUCUUCUUCUGAAAGUGGGUUUCUGACAACAAGGAAGAAGAACAGGAUCACAAGACUGCACUACGACGAGAACCAUUAUCCCGGAUCAAGGAAUGUUGCACCAAAAUGCUUCAAGAGUGAGAGGAGGAAGAGUUGUACAUCAACAUCAUAUGGUAAUGCAGCAAAGGAUGAUUCAUCGGGAAACAGAAAAGCGCUGUCUGAAAGAAGUCCAAAUGUUGUGCAGCACAGUGAGGUAACCGGGAAGUGGAAAUGCCCUCAGAGGAGCAAGCCUGUUAUGGGACCUCCAUUGAAGCAACUUGGUCUAGAAAAAUGGUUGUCUAGGCUGUAGAGAUUCUGCUUGCUUCUCUGAAUGGAUGGUUUGUUAUUAGGCAGGGAAAAGAGUUAAUUGGAAAAAAUUAGGGAUAUGGGAAUUGAACCCGACGUGAAUCGAACACGCAACCUUCUGAUCUGGAGUCAGACGCGCUACCAUUGCGCCACGGAUCCCUGUGUGAUUGACAGGUCCUCAGAGCAUGACAACACAGUAUAUUCAUGGGUAAUUUCUUCGAUCCUUCCGAAGCAAGUAAACUAUGGACCAGAUUUGGUGACAUGAUCGGAUAGUCAAUGAACUUGAAUUGAUGGA